This is a messenger RNA of Vigna angularis (adzuki bean), 1697 nucleotides long. Its product is annotated as EPIDERMAL PATTERNING FACTOR-like protein 2. Lineage: Eukaryota; Viridiplantae; Streptophyta; Magnoliopsida; Fabales; Fabaceae. Gene Ontology annotation, biological process: guard cell differentiation; stomatal complex development. The coding region runs from base 1066 to 1461 and encodes 131 amino acids. The record is from RefSeq and is a predicted model, not a curated record. The transcript is spliced from 3 exons.
AAUGAAGUUAUUAUCUUUAUUAGAAAAGUACGCAACUGAUGAAUUCAGCAGUCAUGAAUAAGCCCAACUGGCCCACCACUCCAUCAGCUUUGCGUAACAGUAAUUUAUAAUGAUGAGAGGAAUAAUGGAAGGAGAUGCAUUAAUGUUUCGCGUACUCUUUCAAGGAACAAACGUAGUAAAUCCUGUAUAUGUAUAAACACGCAAGAUCAAUGCUAUUUUUGCAAUAUACCUUAGAACAAGUAUUAAAAAUGAAUAGAGAAUAACACAAAAUGAGAAGAAGAGAUAAGCUAAAGUAAUGUAAAGGUGAGUGUUUAUAGACUUUGGUGGUUAAGUUAAAAUGAAUCAUCUGGCAAAUAGAAUGGCCACAAGUUGGCCUCACAGCAGAAGAAAAUAAAUGUUCAAGGACAAAACAAGGCUGAACAUGUUUCAUUUUUUUCCAACUUCAGAAGUAAAGAAAGACCAAAGCAUGAACUGUUGACACACCUAUUCCGAGGUUGUGAAUGAAGUUGGUUGUGUGUUUUUUUGUUUAUGUUUGUGUCUUUGUAUUUUGGUAUUGAAAGUUUGUUGUGUGAGAAUGGCAUGGCCAUUAAUCGAAGUGUGAAUGGUGCCCUCAGUUCGAGAAUUUGUCACCAUAUGACAGAGGUUGGAUUUUUGAGGCUCAGUUAACGAGGCACCGUGUGUGUUGGAGUGGUGAGGUCCUUCCUUUGCUUACACCCUUUCCUUCUCACAGAGUCCAAGAUCUAUAAUACACCUUUUGCAGUGAGUGUUUAUGAAUUGAUGGGGAAAUAAUAAGGGUAAUAAAAGAGGUGAGAGUGAGUGAUCGGUUUUGUAUAAUAGGGGUGACAUUCAAUUUCUGACCCACGUUUGGGACACCUUUUUCAGAAUUUCAGCUGCACUGCCUUCUCUUCUGCCACAUAUCCCUCCUUUCUCUCACACUCUCUCUCUAUGUCACACUGUUCUUUUCCACCAUCAUUUUUCCUCUAUCAAGCUGUUAGUAGUAUUUAGUUACACUCAAAACAAUUUACUGAAUCCUUUCUUCUGCAGUCUCUUUCCCCUGAUGAGAAGAUGGGGUUAACUCAAGUCUGUGUCUCCUGCCACAACUAUAGACAAACCCUCCUAUGCCUCAUUCUCUUUGCUAUUCUAUUCACGGCCAAAGCAAGACCAGUUUCUUCCAGUCUUAUAGAGCCUGCUCAGAAGGACAUGAAAAAGCCGGAACCGAUGAUGGUGGAAAAAUCUCAGAUAGGUUCUAGGCCUCCCAAGUGUGAAAGAAGAUGCAGUACUUGUGAGCACUGUGAAGCAGUUCAAGUCCCUGUUGCACCUCAAAUUCAACCUCAUAGAAGUCAUUUUUCACCAGCAAAAGCAACCACGGUUGUUUCUUACUCAUCAAGAGGUGAUGACCUUUCAAAUUACAAACCAAUGAGUUGGAAAUGCAAGUGUGGGGAUUACCUUUUCAAUCCAUGAUCUAAAGGGGGAACUUACAUACAUAUUUGCUUGGGAAUCAACAAUUCAAAAUGUGUAUGAUUUCAAUUAUUUACAUACCAAUUCCUCUUCAUGUUUCCGCACCUUGUAGAUAUUUGGCAAUUAUAGUCAAUAUUUGUGACUUCCUUUUGCUUAAACCACUCUUUUUUUCUGUUUUUUUUAUCACAUCUACUUGUUUUUAUUUCUGCUUACAAUGAAAAGCUUUUGUAAGUAAGGGU